This is a messenger RNA of Apis dorsata (giant honeybee), 1738 nucleotides long. Its product is annotated as phospholipase B1, membrane-associated-like. Bases 231 to 1475 code for a protein of 414 amino acids. The record is from RefSeq and is a predicted model, not a curated record. NCBI's taxonomy places the organism in Eukaryota, Metazoa, Arthropoda, Insecta, Hymenoptera, Apidae. The transcript is spliced from 8 exons. Gene Ontology annotation, molecular function: glycerophospholipase activity. Gene Ontology annotation, biological process: phospholipid metabolic process.
GCAAAUAUGUAAUAAAAUUUACAAUCCUUUUUUGACGGUCAUGCCAGGACAUGGUUGAGGAAAGUUCAAGGUUUUCGGCAAUACGAAAAAAAUCGUAUCGAUAAAACGAGGAAAGAAGAGAAAGUUUCGCUUGUUGAAAUAAAUCUUGAGCCACGAUAAAUCUUGGAAGAAAGCUUCAGGAGAAGUUCAACGAUAUUUUUAAGAAAAUUUUCAUUCAACUCGUCCUAACGAUGAGAAUCGAAACAAUACGACUGUCAUUAAUCUUGAUCUUGUUGCCUGCGGUCACAAGUUCAUUCAAGGAUUUGGUACGAAGCAUAUUUCAAUCAGGAAGGAUUGAUGUUGACAAAAAAGGAAUUACGUAUCCUGUAUUAUAUAGUGGCACAAGAAAUCAACCUCAUAUCCCUGAAUACGUUCCAUUUCCGUGUAAUGUAAAAUUUGGAAGAUCACCAACAACGCCUGACAAUGUGCAUCGUUUAAGACCUGGCGACAUAGACGUGAUCGGUAGUCUAGGCGAUUCAUUGAUCGCAGGAAGUGGAGCUCUCGAGGACUACGCAAUAGGAACAUUUAUAGAAGCACGUGGUGUUAGCUGGUGUAUAGGUGGUCAAGGAGACUGGAGACAGUUUUUAACUCUUCCUAAUUUAUUAAAGGUGUUCAAUCCCAAUUUAAUCGGAUAUUCAACGGGUACAGGUGAAUUUAUUUCAACGAAUGCGAAACUAAAUAUCGCCUUCCCAGUCGCGGCCACGGAAGAUGCAUUUCAACAAGCUCGAAUUCUCGUUCAAAGGAUCAAAAGCAAUCCAAAGAUAAAUGUAAUGAAGCAAUGGAAGCUAAUUACAAUUUUUUUUGGCGCAAAUGAUAUUUGCUCGGCACAAUGCUUCAAUCCUGAACACUUUUCUCCUCUUCGAUAUGCUCAUCAUUUAAGAAGAACGUUGGAUUACUUGAAAUUUGUUUUACCUCGUACAUUGGUCAAUGUUGUACCGGCUAUAGAUGUUACGGUUUCCGUUAGAAUACCACGGAGUCCCAUAUGUCGCAUAUUGCACACAUUUUACUGUGCUUGCCUGCACAAAGGUAGUCGACCAGACAUCGAAGCUUCAAAAAUGUCGCAUCUUUAUCAACAAGCCAUCGAAGCUUUAAUAUAUUCAGGAAGAUAUGACAAAUCUUCGGAUUUCACAGUGGUAUUGCAACCAUUUAGUAAAUUAUUCAAUGCACCAAAUGCAGAUCCAAGGAGAGCUCAAUCAAUUGAUCCCACUUUGAUAACGUAUGACUGUUUUCAUUUUAGUCAAAAGGGACAUGCAUUAGGGGCGAAUUUAUUAUGGAACAACAUGCUGGAACCAGUCGGGAAUAAAACGGAACGAGGACUGCCACAGGUAUUCGAAAGAUUAUUAUGCCCGAACGAGAAGGCCCCGUAUAUUUUUACGAAUGUGAAUUCGAGACGUUUCCGAUUGACAGGGCGCCAAGAUGGGAUCAUGGCCAGAUAACGUAACGUAAAAACGUACCGAUAGCAAAGUUUUCACCUGUGAUAAUUACCAACACGUGUUCUCAAGGAAGAAUUUCAACUCUUCAGGUUGAAAAUUUUCAAUGGAAAAUUUUGUGUUUUCUCAUGCAGACAGACUUUAUAUCAAUAUGUAUAAUAGCCGAUAUGUUGUGUACACUAUGGCUAUAUCUCUGUUGUACAUACAUUACCGAUCAAAGGUUUUGAAUCCAUCAAACGAAUCGAAGAACUUAACAAAGAAAUAUAUCA